UGCCACGUCACCUUUACGAGACUCGUGUGUUUGUUUUGUUGUUGGAGCUACUUUAGCUGUCAUUUCUGAUGCGUAUUUGAAUUUGUGGUAUUGAUAAUUGGCAAAAAUGCUUACGACGGAGGACUAUACGCACUUUCCGGUCCAAAUGUGGGAGAGGGUUCUUUCGAAGGUAAAGAAAGCGGUUGUUUUUAUGGAUGACAAGUGUGCAGAGGCUCUCCACUGGUGCGGAGGUGCUGCCGUCUUACUAGAGGCUGGAGCCAGAAAUCUAAAGCAGUUUUCAAGCUUCGAAGCCUGCGCAGUGAACGAACCGAAAGCUGUGUUUGUAGUGAGCACUCUGUUAAAGGGAACUACGGUGGAGAUCAUUAAAGACAUCAUCUCCCUCAGUCACUUCCAGUACUGUGUUGUCAUCACCACCGUUGCUCACUCCGUGCACCUGCUCGCCAACAAUGUCACCACAGAAAUGGAAGGGAGCCCUGUGUUUGAGCAGUUUGAAGAAAAGCUGUGCGAGUGGAUGGGCAACAUGAAUUACACGGCAGAAGUCAUGCAUGUCCCUGUAGUGUUUGCCCCGGUGUCCCAGCAGCUACUCCUCACACCCAUGUUUGCACACUUGUUUCCCCUGCUCCCUCCUGAUCUGGAGGCAAUAAAUGCAAAGCGUCCAGAGAAGAAGAGAUUUGGAAGCUUGGUCGACGUGGACAUGAACUCUCUUCCUGUUGAACUGCAGUUUGAAAUCAAAUCCCUGGCUUCGGUAUUAAAUUCAGUGUUUGAAGCUACAGGCACCAGGGAAGAGAGCUUUGCUGUGGGUCCUAUGAGCCGCAUCAUAGCAGGGGAACUCGCCAAUCACCCUCAAGCAAAAAACCGGAGGAAGGUGGCCCCUAAUAAAGCCUCCAUCAUUUUUGUGGACAGAACAAUGGACAUAACAGGAGCUGUUGGUCACCAUGGCGACAACCUGGUCGAGAAGAUUCUAAGUGUGCUUAAACCUUUACCUGGUCAUGUGACAGACGUACAGGUGGACAUGCUGGAGCUCACAAGUCUGCAGCGAACCCCUCUAUCUCAGACCACCCUGGCCCCCGGCUGUCUUGCACAGACCCAGUCACCAGCAGUGCAGACUCUAUGGGAGGCCAUGCUGACCAAUAAACAUAAAGAGGGGGUGAUGGAGGUCCGUCGGCAACUAGUGGAAACAGCCAGCAAAGAGAAGCUGCCCAUCAAGAUGAGCAUGGGCCGUGUGACCCCCGAGCAGCUGUGCUCCUACAUGCAGCUGUUCAAGAGUAGUUGGGGGGCGCUAGAGAGUCACUGCGGGGUGCUCCAGCUGGGCCUGGCCACGGCCCAGACACUCCGCCACCCCAGCCUGCCCCGCUGGGAUGCCUGCCUGGCCUUUGAGAGGCUGCUGCUGCAGGCUCUUGGAGACUCUAACUUCCCCGCUGUGCUGAGGCAGCUGCUGCCCUUGAUGAAACCCCGUGGAAGCGAGGACAGCACGACCUCCGGUUCGAGGUCCAGGGAGGAUGAGAAUGGGCCUGAUGAGAUGAUCCUGCUGCUGGUCUACCUGUACUCCCUGGCCGACGAGGCGCAGCUGGCAGACCAGGACACAGAGGAGGAAGAGGAGGAAGUGGAGAAGCUGGAGAGGGAGCUGAUAGGAGCGCUCACCCUGGUCCUCACCCGAGAGAACGAACUCAGCCCCUUGAUCCAGAAACUCACCGGUUGUGCAAAACCAGAGGAGCUGACCACAGAUCGAGCCCAUUCUGCGGUGGAGAAGAUGUUCGACACACUCCGAGGUUUGAGUCACACCAGAGAUCACCUGAAACAACUGCGCUCCGUCUACACCGCCAGCGACGGAGUUCACCAGGCGACCUAUCGUCCUUUCCUGCGGCAGAUCCUGGAGGAAGUCUUCCACCCUGACAGACCUGAAUGUCCCGACAUCGAGUACAUGUCUGGUGGCCUCACGGACCUGCUCAAGACCGGCUUCAGCAUGUUCAUGAAGGUGAGUCGCCCACAUCCUAGCGACAACACUCUGCUAUUCCUCUUCCUUGUUGGUGGCAUCACGCCGUCAGAGCUUCGCCUCAUCAAAGAGAUCAUUACCACACACAAACCAGGGACCCAGGUGCUGGUUUUGUCUACCAGAUUGCUGAGGCCGACGGAUAUCCCCGAGCUGCUCUUCACCACCCAAAGACUCUUGCCUUACAUGAGUGUUUAAGGAGCCGUCACGUGGAAACACCCCCAUGCACACACACGUGGAAGAUCACAUGAACACACGCAGACAUCUUGACACCUCCUCAGGUGUGAUUUGAGUGUCAGUAAAUGAGAAUCACUGUAAAAGCUGAAGAGAAAAUCAAGGAAGCGAUUCAGCUAGAUGUAACAUUCCUCUCCUGUUCAUGUCUGUGGGAUUUAUUCUAAAGUAAAAUCUAAAGCUAUUAUAUUCAAGUAUCUAUUGGGUUUGUUUUUCUUGCAGACAGAAUUAAACAUGUAAAUAUCCAUGUGUGUAUUCCUCUCCUGCUUCCAAACAAAAACUCUCCAUCCAAAGCCACUUUGUGGUCUUUUUCAGCAAGAGGUGUGAAAUGACAUCAAAUGUUAAUAUGAAACAAUAAAACCAGUGACUUUUCAAACACGGUUGUGUGAUGAUGCCUUUCAUUUGCAUACAUCAGGAUCAGUUGUUAGCCAUUUUGACCAGGCUGUGUUAGAAGUAGGCUGUAUGUGUAAACUCAAACUGUUGUGGUGGAGAAUACACACACUCUGUUAGCGUCCAUUCACACCUCCCCACAGCAUACAGGGACGAGUAAGAGCAGAAUAAUUAACAACAUGUUUCACAGCGUCUGCUUAGGCCGAUCAUUUCUCACACUAAGAGCUCGCCUACACCCUCCUGCAUCCCCCUCCUCCCUUUCCAUUCUCCCUUUAUUCUCUUACGCAUGAAUCACCUCAUCUAUAGCUUUGUCAUUUUACCCACCUAGACACCUGAAUUGACAACCAAUUGUUUUUUUAGGCUUUUAUGACGGAUUGAACUGGGAUAUUCAUUAGUGACUAAUUAGAUUCUGGAUUGCUUUCCUUUGGGAGAUUUGUUCUCAGUAGAGCCUGAACAUGAACUCUUCUACUGCUGUUGGUUCAGGCUUUUCUUUAGCUUUCUUGUCAUAUUGAUUUUCUAGAGCCAUGCGCAGCACCGAGGUUUCCGCUGUAGACAGAUCCAAGGGCAGGAGAAGCGGCUGUACAGUCAUGCUCGUCUUACACAAUGCUAUUCAUUCAUGCUGUUAUCUAAGCAUUUUAUAAGAAUGGGGUUCUCCAUUGGUCAGAUACCCUCAUGUGUGUUAGUCAGAAUCAGAAUACCUUUAUUUGUCCCACAGAGUCAUCCCCCUUCACAGCAGCAGUGACGUUCCUCAUUGUGUCUAAAAGCCAAGGACUUCCUAUUGUUCGAUUGUUAGGUUUUAUUUGAUGAUUCAAAAUACAUACCAUUGCCAACAACCAUUGCAUGUGUUAAAGAUCAGAUGAUGAAACCACUAUAAAGCCUGAAGGAUUUUUUUCCAUUGUGGUCCCCUAGUGUAGCACUUAACACCACACACAUGGUAACCAACGCACGCUCUCUGCAAGUGCAGACGAUACAAUCAACAUAUUCAUAGGAGGCGGCAUUGUAGCCAUGUCCACAUGCUCUUAUUAUCUUGGUUAUAAAGACUUAAAUUGAAAAUGCUACAUGGUGCUUUAAGACCAUUUCUUUAAGGUCAGUUUAAAAUGUUCUGUGAAAUACAUAGUUCAGAUUUUUGGGCAGAAUAUUACUGCUUUACACCAUAGAGAGAAGUGUGAUUUCUCAUUGGACGAAUGAGUCGGCAAGGACAUCUUUAAACCUUCUCUUGUAAAACAGCUAUGAUAUUUUAAGUACUGAAAAAUAAUUGAUUAAGACCUUUGAUACCAUAUUGUUAAACCAUCUUAAGUUUCAUGAUUUGAAAUGUAUUGUCUGCUUAAGUCCUUGUUUCGGUUGUCAUAUACACAGUUCAAAACUGAUAAAUGAAAGCCCAGACACACAGAAUUCAAUUUCAUCCUUUUAUUGUGAACAAAAAGUCAUGUUUGUAACAAAUAAAUAAAUAACAAUAA
Messenger RNA from Eleginops maclovinus (Patagonian blennie), 4068 nucleotides. RefSeq names its product sec1 family domain containing 2 (gene scfd2). Gene Ontology annotation, biological process: intracellular protein transport; vesicle-mediated transport. The coding region runs from base 107 to 2188 and encodes 693 amino acids. The transcript is spliced from 9 exons. The record is from RefSeq and is a predicted model, not a curated record. NCBI's taxonomy places the organism in Eukaryota, Metazoa, Chordata, Actinopteri, Perciformes, Eleginopidae.